Molecule: messenger RNA, 1930 nt
Organism: Patella vulgata (common limpet)
Lineage: Eukaryota; Metazoa; Mollusca; Gastropoda; Patellidae
Product: dehydrogenase/reductase SDR family member 1
Exons: 10
Coding region: 350-1291 (313 amino acids)
Source: RefSeq, a predicted model, not a curated record
CAUGUCCCUUUCCUGCAUAUUUUUGGGGUACGGAGGAUGAAAGUCCAAAUUGUCACAGAAGGCGAAUUGAUUGACUUUUAAUUUGUAAAUGACAUUUUAGAAUUUUUAGCCGAAAAUACCAUAUUUUGCACGAGGAACUUUCAAGUAGGGCGCGCCUAACAAAACAUGGUUGUGAUGUUGAUAAUCGGUAGUCAUCGUAGCUGAACAGUGUAACGACACGGUUGUGUAACUUAAAUUUACUGUAAACAGAAACAGGUCAAAGUUGACUCAAAGUUCGCUAACGGGUUUGUAUUAGCAGUUUGUAUGUUACAGUAUUAGCAGAUAAAGUAAAAGUUUGAGAGAAAACAAUAUGAAGACAUUAGUAGGUAAAAUCUGUAUUGUAACUGGAGCUACAAGAGGUAUAGGUAAAGGUAUAGCUCUACAGCUAGGAGAAGCUGGUGCAACCGUCUACAUAACAGGUCGAACUUUAAAUCCUCCGAAUGAUCAAGUUGGAGGAAGUCUAAGAGAAACAGCUAAAGAGGUUGAAAACAGGGGAGGUAAAUGUAUACCAGUACAAUGUGAUCACACUAAAGAUGAUGAUAUUGUUAAACUAUUUGAUAAAGUUAAAAAUGAACAGGAUGGAAGACUGGAUAUCUUGGUCAAUAACGCCUACUCGGCUGUAAAUGCAAUAUUGGAUAAUCUUGGAAAGAGAUUUUGGGAAUAUGAACCAAACAUGUGGGAUGAUGUUAACAAUGUUGGUUUGAGGAACCAUUAUAUCUGUUCAGUUUAUGCUGCUAGAAUGAUGGUGGAAAGACAAUCAGGAUUAAUUGUUAACAUUUCAUCUAUGGGUGGACUGAGAAAAUUAUUUAAUGUUGCGUAUGGAGUUGGUAAAGCUGCCUGUGAUCGUAUGGCUGUAGAUUGUGGACUUGAUUUAAAGAAACAUAACAUAACAUUUGUCAGUUUAUGUGCAGGACCUGUCAAUACAGAAAAUAUUUCUAAACACAUUGAUAAUCCUGAUCUGAGUAAGUUUAAAAACUUUUUUGAAAAUGGCGAGACAGUAGAAUAUCCUGGAAAAUGUAUCGUUCAUCUUGCAAAUGAUCCAAAUGUCAUUAAGAAAACUGCACGUAUUUUGUUAUCAACUGAGUUGGGAGAUGAAUAUGGUUUUGAUGAUGUCAAUGGGAGACAUCUAGCAUCUAUUCGACAAGUAAAAUAUCUGUUGCAGCAAGGUGGAUAUGGUUGGUUAGCUCCAUUUAUUCCUGGAUUUAUUAAAAUACCAUACUGGGUGUUAACAUUGGCUUCUAGUAAAUUCUAAAUGUAUUGGUCAAUUAUUGCUGAAUAAUUAAUCUAUUAAUAUUCACGGAUUCAUUCUGGCAGAAAUUUGCCUAGUGUGUCUGCAGCUUAACUAAUCAGGCAUCCAUAAUUUUAUUUAUAGAAAACUUUACAUGUAGUUUUAUUAUAUCAUAAUUCAUUAUGAACUCCAAAACAAUGUAAAGAGAUCAUGAUAUUUACAGCAAGUUUAUCAUGCAUGCAUUAAUGUAUUUGACGUUUUCACAUGAAGCUAUUAUGGAGGAAUGCAGAACACCUAAUUAAAAUAUAUUCUGUGUAUUUGAAUCUACAUCUGUCCAUAAUUAAUUUAUCCUUAAUUUGUUAACUUUAGUGAAUAUUUUUAUACCAGAUUUUAAAAUUUUCUGUUUUUGCAUUUUUUUUUAGCAGAUUUUGACAUGUUAAGCUUGUGACUACAAUAUAGGAUAAGUUAUUCCAGAUCCAUGAAGUUUUUGAUUUAAUUCUUUAAAACUCGGGGAAAACGAGGACACCUGUUUUGACUGUUAAUGCUUGUAAAUGUGAAAAAUGUUCACAAUAUGACCAGUGGCAUAUUUUUAUAUGCAUAAAUUGAUUCUGUUUUACAUAUUUAUGUAUACGAUUCUGUUUUAUAAUAAAUAAAAACCAAAUA